AUGCAGAGAGUCCAGGAGGAGAAUCCGCAGAAAGGAUCGGUAUGUAGCUUUGCCUUAAUCUCUUUACAGAGUUAAUAGAAAAAAAACUAGAAAAAGCCAAGAAAACGGACACUGGUAAGCGUUUCAAUACCCUGCGAGCAGAGGCUACAUUUUCGCGGUAUGAGCUGGCGUGCGAAAAGUAGCCUCUGCCGACAACCGUUCAAAUCCGUCCAGAAAUCUGGACGAAUAAAUUAAAAAAAAACGGGUUUUUUCUUGUUCUUGACCGGUUUAGAGCAUUGCGUGAGUCUUGCGUCAGCGAAUGAACGCUGACCAUUACUGCGCCUUCAUGCAUUCCUUCGCGCCAAAUUCUCGCAUACGAACGCGGAUCAACGUAGCUCGAACGUAGCAACAGGAAAAGUUCAAAACAACUUCAAACAUCCCUGUUUAUGUGUUUAAAAGAGCGUCGUCAACAACUUGAAUAAGCUCUGUAUUUUAAAGCUGUCGGAAUACCAAAACAAGCUGCUGCCGGUGCUUCUUACGGGACCGUGUAAAGAUCGUUAAUUUAUCAUUAUGGUAGUUCUUGUUUGCCAGGAAAAGAAAAUGGAUACUGCGGUGAUUUUUGUUGUGUCGCCUCUCAAUGCAAGGCUAAAUGCACUGUUUUAAGACACAAAUGGGAACCGGAAUGUUCAAAAGAAUCAUCGAUCAGUUUUCUUUUGGUGGAAAAAGUAGAAAAAAAGCUUUUGGCUGAACACUGAUUCGCCCUCAAGGACUUCAACCUGGUUGGUUUCUUCACGGUGGAAAGCUUCUCCUGUUCUGAAAGAAACCAAGGCGGCAAAGUUUUUAAAGAAUUUUCAGGUACAACUUGCACAUCAAUGGUCAAGGAAGUUCCGUUUUUAAAUGGAAAUUUAAGUAUUUAUAGUUGUUUCAUAGAUGUUUUAUACGACUUGAGACGGAUUUUGGCGUUGACAUUUGAUGUCUUCGGCAGCUUUUACUUGCGUGAAAUGAUCCACAAUCCAGUUAGUAUUAUGCGAAUUGCUUUUAAGGAUAAAAUUAUGGGUUGUCGAAUAAAAUUUUUCGAUAAAUAAUUUUUUUGACUACUGUUUUGUCUAUGUUCAUUCAUAACAUUAGUUUAAAACACAAUCGUGAGACUACAGCAUCCAAUUUAUUUCAAACAUCACUUCUGCGUAGCGUUGUCGGCGAAUUUCAUUUUUCACUUUGAGCACAACUAUAAAUAGGUAAUAUUAAAGCCGGAAAAAUGUGCUUCUCGCAAAAUAGACAGAACUUACUACAGUUGAUAGCAUAAAAAUACUUUCCUAAAAAAGACGAUCCGUGGAAAUUUUGCGGCUAAAAUAGUUAAAACCAGAAGGGGCGAAGCAGAAAAACAAAACAGAAGCUCGAGGAGAGUAGUUCGCAGGUAGUUUUCCCGCGAAACUCACGCAGAUUUGACGAACCAGUUGCUUGCGAAUCGCGUGACGAAUUUUGCGCAUGCACGAUAGAAAAUUGAACGGUUGUCGGCAGAGGCUACUUUUCGCACGCCAGCUCAUACCGCCAAAAUGUAGCCUCUGCUCGCAGGGUAGCGUUUCAAUGGUGUAACAUUGAAAAUGUGUUUCCUCGGGCGUCCGCAUCUUAAAAAAUGAGGUGGGGAAAAAACUUCUAAGGAUAUAAAAAAUUGCUGGAUUUUCAUGCGAUGUAUAUCAUCAUCCUUCUCACACUUUUACAAUAUAAAAAGAGACUUCUUUAAAGAUACAUUUUUUUCGGUUUUCCUUUUUGUGUAGUUCAAUAAAGACACCAAAGUUCAAGAACGACCAUAUAGUACACGAGUUCAGAAAAUGACACGAGUAUCAAUGUAUGUUUAUUAGGUAAUGUCAAGGCAGGGGAUCUACUGGGAGUGGGAGUGCAGGGGCAUCAGUUUAAUUUUCAAUCAUUGAUGCUUUUUAACUUACUUGGACUCCAUGCUAUUGUCAGUUACAUCAAGUGACACUGUCCAGUUCCAACAAUCUUCGGGGCCUGCUCGUACAGUUUUAUCACCCAGCUUGUACAGUUUUAUCUCCCAGCUGAUGUAGCUUUGUGGUAAUUUCUCAGUAGGCAUAACUUAAUAAAGACCCAAUCAUUCCAUGACUAUAGGUGGUCCAUUAUAAUAGCUCUAAAGCCCCUCUUUAAAAUUUGCUGUUGUACUGCCUCUGCUGAUAUAUUUCACAUAGCCUUGCCUUUUAGCUAUUGGUUUAAGAUUAGAAAUCAGUCUUUGGAUUAUCCUGAUAGGUUGCUUGAAGUUACAAAAAUUUAUAAUUCAAGGGAGAUAUAUUUUUUUACCAUUGCUUUGGGGGGAGGGGGUGGUGUUUGUGGUUUACCUCACCUAUAUUAAUGUGAGGUUUAGGGAGUAGGUGAGGAAAACCAUUAUAACAUCUGAUUUAAGAGAUGCUUAACAAAUAAUUAGGGAUUUUAAGUGAUAAUAUUGCCUUUAUUUAUUUUGUUUUGACUUUUGUCUAUAUAAAUAAUCUCUUUUUAUCUGACUGACUUUAUAAUUAGGUGCUUCCUUAGUUGGGAAUACUCUGUAGAUGAUGAGAAAAAACAAGCAGUGUAUGAUGGAGGAGGUGCUGCUUACUGGAUGUCUGUAAAGAUCUAG
Messenger RNA from Porites lobata, 2602 nucleotides. NCBI's taxonomy places the organism in Eukaryota, Metazoa, Cnidaria, Anthozoa, Scleractinia, Poritidae. The record is from the annotation of a GenBank genome assembly.